ACCUAAGGUCCCAACCACAGAGAGCUUGUUCCUUUGGAGGAUGGUUUGUUCCAUGGAGGAGAGAAUGUUUGUCAGGUUUGAAAGGAGUCUCAGUGCUGAAGAUUGGAGUACAGAGUGAGGAGUCAAUGCGAGCCGGUGUUAAAACUUUGGAAUCACUUAUGACAUCUGGAGUGCCAGAUUUGUUCCCAGUGGACAAGCCAUUCGUGAAGUCACCCUGCAUUAAAGAUGGUUCCUGAAGGAGUUGGAUGAAUUCUGCAGUGGGAAAAGGAAUUCUAGAAUCUGAGGUCAGCGGAGAAGGCCAGCGAGGACAAGCUACCAAGGAUUACAAGCUGACCCUGCAAAGAUGCUGUCAAGAUAGACUCCAGUGCACUCAGUUAGGAAGAAAAUGAUGUCAACUGAGAUUCUUCUCUGCCUGGUCACAGUUAUUUUGAAGCUGCAGAAGAGGAGUGUUGCAGGGAUCUUUGCUGGCAAAAGGCAGUAAUCAUGGUGAUGAGUUGCAAGAAAAGGAAGAAAGAAAGACUAACAACGGGUGUCUGAAAUUGUAGUUGCAAGGAUGGACAGAAGGUCAGAUGCUGGGAGAUGCUGAAGAUGAAGGAUUCAAAACAUUUGAAACACCAGAGGUCUCAGGUUCAGGUGCAAGUCCAUCCUAAACUUUCCUCUACUGAAGAUGCAUUGCAGUAUGUGGAGGAGUUAAUUCUUCAGUUGUUAAAUAUGUUGUGUCAAGCUCAACCAAGAAGUUUUCUGGAUGUAGAGGAUCGUGUUCAAAAAAGUUUCCCCCAUCCUAUUGAUAAGUGGGCAAUAGCUGAUGCCCAGUCUGCUAUUGAGAAGAGGAAACGAAGGAAUCCGUUGUCUCUUCCAGUAGAAAAAAUCCAUCCCUUGUUAAAGGAAGUUCUAGGCUACAAAAUUGACCACCAAGUGUCUGUUUACAUAGUAGCAGUAUUAGAAUACAUUUCUGCAGACAUCUUAAAACUGGUUGGAAAUUAUGUGCGGAAUAUAAGACAUUAUGAGAUUACAAAACAAGAUAUUAAAGUAGCAAUGUGUGCUGAUAAGGUAUUAAUGGAUAUGUUCCAUCAAGAUGUAGAAGAUUUAAGUGCACUAACUUUAUCUGAUGAAGAACCCUCCACCUCAGGGGAGCAAACCUAUUAUGACCUAGUGAAGUCAUUUAUGGCAGAAGUUCGACAAUAUAUAAGGGAACUGAAUCUCAUUAUUAGAGUUUUUAGAGAGCCAUAUGCCUCCAACUCCAAACUGUUUUCAUCUCAUGAUGUGGAAAAUAUAUUUAGUCGUAUAUCAGACAUCCAUGAACUUAGUGUGAAAUUACUGGGUCAUAUAGAGGACACUGUUGAAAUGACAGAUGAAGGUAGUCCUCACCCACUAGUAGGCAGCUGUUUUGAAGAUAUGGCAGAGGAAUUAGCAUUUGAUCCAUACGAAUCAUAUGCACAAGAUAUUUUACGACCUGGGUUUCACGAUCAUUUUCUAAGUCAAUUAUCAAAGCCAGGAGCUGCAUUUUAUUUACAGUCGAUAGGUGAAGGCUUUAAAGAAGCUGUUCAGUAUGUUCUACCCCGGCUCCUCCUCGCCCCUGUUUACCACUGUCUUCAUUAUUUUGAACUGCUAAAACAAUUGGAAGAAAAAAGUGAGGAUGAAGAGGAUAAGGAGUGCUUGAAGCAAGCAAUAACUGCCCUGCUAAAUCUUCAAAGCAGUAUGGAACGGAUAUGCUCCAAAAGCCUUGCAAAACGAAGGCUUAGUGAAUCCGCAUGCCGGUUCUAUACUCAGCAGAUGAAGGGGAAGCAGCUAGCAAUUAAGAAAAUGAAUGAAAUCCAGAAAAAUAUUGAUGGUUGGGAGGGUAAAGACAUUGGACAGUGCUGUAACGAGUUCAUCAUGGAAGGAACACUCACACGUGUAGGAGCAAAACACGAGAGACACAUAUUCCUGUUUGAUGGCUUGAUGAUUUGCUGUAAGUCAAAUCAUGGCCAGCCAAGACUUCCUGGUGCUAGCAAUGCAGAAUAUCGACUCAAGGAGAAGUUCUUCAUGCGAAAGGUACAAAUCAAUGAUAAAGAUGACACUAAUGAGUAUAGACAUGCUUUUGAAAUCAUCUUAAAAGAUGAGAACAGUGUUAUUUUUGCUGCUAAAUCAGCCGAAGAGAAAAACAACUGGAUGGCAGCGUUGAUAUCUUUGCAAUAUAGAAGCACGCUGGAAAGGAUGUUGGAUGUAACAAUGUUGCAGGAGGAAAAAGAGGAGCAGAUGAGAUUUCCAAAUCCUGAGCUUUAUAGAUUUGCAGAACCCGACUCUGAAGAGAAUAUUGUGUUUGAAGAAAACAUGCAGCCCAAAUCUGGAAUCCCCAUCAUCAAGGCAGGAACUGUUGUGAAGCUCAUCGAGAGGCUGACUUACCACAUGUAUGCAGAUCCCAACUUUGUUCGGACUUUUCUCACAACAUAUAGAUCCUUCUGUAGACCUCAAGAGUUGCUGAGUUUGCUAAUAGAAAGAUUUGAAAUUCCAGAGCCUGAGCCAACGGAAGCCGACCGUAUUGCCAUGGAGAACGGAGACCAGCCCCUCAGUGCAGAGCUGAAAAGAUUUAGGAAAGAGUACAUACAACCUGUGCAGCUACGAGUAUUAAAUGUGUGUCGACACUGGGUAGAGCACCAUUUCUAUGACUUUGAAAGAGAUGCUGACCUUCUGAAACGUUUGGAGGAGUUCAUUGGAACAGUAAGAGGCAAAGCCAUGAAGAAGUGGGUUGAAUCCAUCACAAAGAUAAUCAACAGGAAAAAGCAGGCACAAGCCAUUGGGCCAAGCCACAACAUCACUUUUGAGAGCCCCCCUCCAGCAAUUGAGUGGCACAUAAGCAAACCAGGCCACACAGAGACUUUUGACUUGCUCACUUUACAUCCCAUAGAAAUCGCUCGGCAGCUCACUCUACUGGAGUCAGAUUUUUACAGAGCUGUGCAGCCAUCAGAGCUAGUUGGAAGUGUGUGGACAAAGGAAGAUAAAGAAAUUAAUUCUCCCAACCUUCUCAAAAUGAUAAGGCAUACAACUAACCUAACUCUGUGGUUUGAAAAAUGCAUUGUAGAAACAGAAAACCUAGAGGAAAGAGUAAUUGUAGUGAGCCGGAUAAUUGAGAUCCUGCAAGUUUUUCAAGAGCUAAACAACUUUAAUGGUGUCCUUGAGAUUGUCAGUGCUAUGAACUCCGCAGCAGUUUAUAGGUUGGAUCACACAUUUGAGCAAAUUCCAAGUCGCCAGAAGAAGAUCUUAGAAGAAGCUUAUGAGCUGAGUGAGGACCAUUAUAAGAAAUACUUGGCAAAACUCAGGUCCAUUAAUCCUCCUUGUGUGCCUUUUUUUGGGAUUUACUUAACCAACAUUUUGAAAACAGAGGAAGGCAAUCCUGAAUUCCUCAAACGACAUGGGAAAGACCUUAUAAACUUCAGCAAGAGAAGGAAAGUAGCUGAGAUAACAGGGGAGAUCCAGCAGUACCAGAACCAGCCAUAUUGUUUAAGAGUGGAAUUUGACAUCAGGCCCAAGAAGUACAGCUACCCUCUCAAGUCUCCGGGUGUUCGUCCCUCCAAUCCAAGGCCAGGUACCAUGAGACAUCCCACACCCCUACAGCAGGAGCCGAGGAAAAUCAGCUACAGCCGCAUCCCGGAGAGCGAGACGGAAGCCACGGCCUCGGCCCCAAACUCACCCCGGACCCCUCUGACCCCACCCCCUGCUUCUGCCACUUCCAGCACCACUGACGCCUGCAGCGUGUUUGACUCUGACCCCUCCAGUCCUUUUCACACAAGAUCUGCUUCUGUGUCAUCCAUAAACUUUGCCAAAGCUUCAGAUGAUGCUCCUGUCCCUCCUCCUGUUCCUCCACGGAGAAGACCAGAAUCUGCCCCAGCUGAAUCCUCCCCAUCAAAAAUUACUUCUGCACACCUGGACAACCCACCAGCAAUCCCUCCUAGGCAACCAACCUCUAAAGUGUAUUCUCCAAGGUACUCGGUGCCCGAUCGGACCUGCAUCUCUGAUUCCUGUGUUACCACUGCAAACCCUCCCGAGUUACCGCCACGGGAACCUGUGCGAACUCCAGAUGUUUUCUCUAGCUCACCACUACACCUCCAGCCUCCACCCCUGGGCAGAAAAAGCGAACUUGGUAACACCUUUUUCCCAAACAGCCCCUCUCCCUUCACACCCCCUCCCCCCCAGACGCCUUCUCCACAUGUAGCACGGAGGCACCUGCCGUCGCCGCCUUUGAUACCGCAGGAUGUGGACCUCCCUUCUGUUGCUGGACCGCCCGUUCCUCCACGACAAAGCACUUCUCAACAUAUCCCAAAGCUUCCUCCAAAAACUUACAAAAGGGAGCACACGCACCCAUCGAUGCAUCGGGAUGGGCCGCCCUUGCUGGAGAACGCCCCCUCCUCCUGAACUGUCCCUCGCGCUGGGAGUCGCAUUUUCCUGGUGCUAUGUCUGUUGCUGGCAAUGGAUGCACUGAACCUGGUGGUGUCAAGGAGUUGGGAUGUGUAUGCCAAACACUAAGAACUCUCCAAUGCCUUGGAAAUGUAGUGUACAGAAAUGGAAUUGCAGAGACAGACUUUCUAGUGGAAAACCCGGUUAACUUGCUGUUCUUGUUUUAGUAUGCAGGACACUGUUCUAAAGUAAUUGGACAGCUGAUUGUACCAGAAAACAGUCUGGAGAGACUUCUUGGGCCAAUGAGCAGAGACUGUGUUUGUGUAAUGAUCAAUCGUGUCCAGUACAGGAAGGAAAAACAGUCUUGUAUCCAUCAGUUCCAUACAGUGGCACAGUUUUCGGAAUGAAAACAUUAUGCACUUUUUUUAAAAUCUCAAACAGGGAACUUUAUAUCCUCCUUAAUUUUCUUUUGCUUUACUUACUCCCUGCUUUAAAAUACCUUCCUAAAAUUAUGAGAAGGACUGUGAGGAAGAUCUGUGGUACCUAACCGAGCUAGAAUUAAGGCAAAGCACUGUGUUGCGGUCCUGUUUACAAGUUGUUACAAUGAGUAGUAGGGGGUACCUAGGCUUCACCAAAGAGGUACUUUAUUAUUAUUUUCUGAAAUACUGUGGUGCCAGUUCAAAAAUAAAUUUUUGCCAGGAAGCAUAAUGUCUAAUUAUUGCUUUCUUUAGAUAGAGCUGAUGAAAGUCUUACGUGAUUGAGGUGACAGCGAAUUUUUUUUUUUUUUAAAGCAGCACUAUCAUCUGAAGCAAAUAUACUACAUUUAGAAGACUGUUAAUCUCUGCUAGGUUAUGUCAUGUUCUUUUUAAGGUUUACUGAUAAUGCAUUUCAUGGCUAGUAGCUAUUCUUUUUCAGUCAUGCCAUGAAAACAGUCACUUGUCAACUUCCAUAGCUAUUGUCAUGUUUUACUAACAAUAGAUUAAUCAGCAUACAUAGGAUUGCCUUGCAGUUGCAUAAAUCGUGUGUAUAUAGUGAAUGUUGCAUAAAUAUACUUGCAGAUUGUUUUUAAUUUAAUUGAAAUAAAGAUAAAGAUAUGUUUGGCUGACAUACGUUAAAUUAUUACGUGGACAAAUGUUCAACUUAGUUUAUUCAUUUAAGCUCUGAGGGGCACAAAAGCCCAUCUUGUGGUACAUAUUUUUCCUAGUUGAGUAUAUGUAUUUUAGUGAUAAAAGACUAAAGAGGUAUUUUUGGCAUGUUAUAAAAUAAUAAUUCAGUAAUACUUGAGAGGCUGGGUUACUCCCAAAGUGAAUUAUUAAACCUUAUGAAAUGUUUCCCAUGUGCUGUAUGACACAUGUUAGAAAAAAUUAAACUUAUAUUAAUCUUUACAGUGGCUUUCUCUGGCCAAAAUACACAUGACAAAACAGGAAUGUUGUAAGUAUUCUGACAUGGUUUAUCCAUAAACCUACAAUGCUGCUCUUCGAUUC
Cinclus cinclus is the source of this 5858-nucleotide messenger RNA. RefSeq names its product SOS Ras/Rac guanine nucleotide exchange factor 1 (gene SOS1). Gene Ontology annotation, biological process: positive regulation of GTPase activity; Ras protein signal transduction. NCBI's taxonomy places the organism in Eukaryota, Metazoa, Chordata, Aves, Passeriformes, Cinclidae. Gene Ontology annotation, molecular function: guanyl-nucleotide exchange factor activity; protein heterodimerization activity. The transcript is spliced from 22 exons. Gene Ontology annotation, cellular component: plasma membrane. Bases 580 to 4392 code for a protein of 1270 amino acids. The record is from RefSeq and is a predicted model, not a curated record.